Messenger RNA from Phlebotomus argentipes, 3061 nucleotides. RefSeq names its product ephrin-B3 (gene Ephrin). The transcript is spliced from 4 exons. Gene Ontology annotation, cellular component: plasma membrane. The record is from RefSeq and is a predicted model, not a curated record. Gene Ontology annotation, biological process: axon guidance; ephrin receptor signaling pathway. Bases 226 to 1260 code for a protein of 344 amino acids. NCBI's taxonomy places the organism in Eukaryota, Metazoa, Arthropoda, Insecta, Diptera, Psychodidae. Gene Ontology annotation, molecular function: ephrin receptor binding.
UCUGUUCAUGUUGGUAUUAUUGUGUAAUGGCUGCCGUGCGUUUUCCAUUUAUCCAGUCUGUUUUUUUUAGUCAUUUUGAUUACGCCGAGAAUCCUGCCAACCCCAAGGUUUUCGCAGUGUUAUAUUUGGUGGCCGUGCGUGCGUGAAUUACGCUCAUGGCAAGCUGAAAUGCUGGCACAGUCCAGCUUAGGUAUAGACUCUAUUGCUCAUUAAAGGGGCGCCAUUAUGUCGAGGGGCGACUGCGUACGGCUACGCAGCGGCCGUUCACCCAAGCGACGUUCUGUAUUGUUGGUCUGCCGCCGGCCGCCCACCUACUGCAGUAUUGUGCUUCUUAUCUGCCUUGAGACAUUUCUCCUCUUCGCCGUCUCCAACUGUGCCAAAACAUUCUACAUGCAUUGGAACACAACGAACAGCAUUUUCCGGAUAGACAACACAGACCACAUCAUUGAUGUGAAUAAGGGUAAUCUAGCGUUCGAAUACGAUCAGGUGCACAUCAUAUGUCCAGUGUACGAGCCAGGCACAUUUGACAACGAGACUGAGAAGUACAUUAUCUACAAUGUGUCGAAAGCUGAGUAUGAGACAUGUCGUAUCACGAAUGCUAAUCCACGCAUUAUAGCUGUGUGCGACAAGCCACAGAAACUCAUGUUCUUCACCAUUACUUUCCGCCCCUUUACACCUCAACCCGGCGGAUUGGAGUUCCUGCCCGGAAAUGAUUAUUACUUCAUCUCCACAUCGUCUAAAGAUGAUCUUCACCGUCGCAUCGGUGGUCGCUGUUCCACAAAUAAUAUGAAGGUAGUGUUUAAGGUAUGCUGUGCCGACAAGAGAACGCUCACUCAGACGGAACGAAAUUCUACGGCAGAUAGGAAUAGCACUAUUCCUUUUGUAACAGUUGAUGGCAGCGGUGUGGCCAUUAACACGGGUGCUGAAGCGUCACCGCCAUUAUUACCUAGCAUUAAUAGCAGCGCCAGCAAUGUAGUACAAUCUACAAUGAGUUGGCCUACAUGGCGCGGUCAUGAGGAAACCCGCAAUAUUACUACAUCACCCAGGCCUACGAUCAACAAUUCUGUAAAUGUAAACAGCAAUCACUCGCCGUCCCAUAAGCCAACAAAAAAGACAAAUGACUAUGAGAAGCACCCGAACGAGGUGGUGAAGAACGAGGAGCUGACUUACAGCAGCGCAGCCUGCGAAUACGCGUGGAAUGGCAGCACUAGUCUUAGUUGUAUUUUAAGUAUUGUCUUCAUUAUGGUGUGCCAGCGGUGAGCUGAACGUCGUUUGCAAACUACGUACAUUCUUAUUAAUAUUUAUCACGUUUAAAAAAAUAACCUUUUGCGCCCGCAUUUUAUUUAUCUAACUGACUGUGAGAUUUAGCAACACUACAUUUGCAAUUCUACGGCAACUGCGUCAUCAACUUUUUCUCUAUAUUUUGUCAUAACACAAUUUAAAAAGGGCAGCAAUUGAAUCACUUAGUAGCGCAUUGUAAAACCCCCAUGGUUUCUAAAACUGCUUUGAUUGAAAACCAUAAAAAUGUGGAAAAAAACACAUAUUUAAUUGCUAUUUUCUGUCAUAGAAAAACACAUUACAGAGUAUUAGUAUUAAAACAUCGUGUACUGGUUUUUUUUUCCAUACACAUCAUUUUUUGAGAAAGAUCAUGAAAAGAUUCAUAGUUGCCUUAUGAAUUGACACAAAUAGGAUGUGAAUUAACCUUAGAAAAAUCACAACAUAUGUGGAAAAAAGCUAUAAUUGUAUUUAUUGUCUACCAAAACGAUUUAAUAGAAAAAGAUUACUGAAAAUUUGUUUGCGGGAAGGUGUAUGCCUGUCAUAUGAAACAUAUUAUUUAUAAUGUUAUGUCCUGUGUGUUUUUAUUUAUUUUAUUUGAACCUUUCACUGUACGGAAUAGUGAUACAACAACACAGAAAUAUUUUAUUUGCUAUGCAAAUUGGGACAAAAAACUAAUUUGGUGACAAUGAAUCUUUUCCUAACGUAAUUAUUCUCAUGAACUGCAAUACGUGCAAAACCUGAUUUAGAAUUAAAUUAUAAUUGAACUCGGUUGCAUUUUGGACAUAUCAUAUUAUAAGAUAGGGUAGUGGAGGGAUAUGGUAUUAUGAGGAUUCCUUAGCUCAUGGGCUGUGAUCAAACAAAUGACAUAACAAUGGAACAGAUAAUUAGCAUGAUUACCAAAAUUAAACUGACCAGAAUAAAGUUUCUAUUAAACACUGCAAAAAUUUCACAGCAGAAGUUUCGUAAAACACCGCAAAGUUUCUAUCAUCCAAUUUAUAACUAAAUUUUGUGAGUAAUAAUACGGAGAAAAUUUCUGAAUAAUAAUAAAUUUUGUGCAUGCACUGAAAUUUUUGUUGAUUUUUCAACCUGUAUUACUCCGGAAACAUAAUUAUUGGUCCAAAAAUGCAAAUCUUUCAUUAAGUAACUUAAAAAACAAUUUUUUGUUCAUGUAUUUUUUUAGAGUAUUUUUGAGAAGAAAUUUGGUUGACUUUUCUGUACAAAAUACUAGAUCUGUUCACUGUGUAGUAAUAUUAUAAAUUAUUCUAAAAGUCAGUUGAACUUUGAUAAGCUCUAUGAUCUUCGGACCUGGGGGAGGUGGAAGGCAAAGAAAGUCAGUUGAAUUCUUUUUUUAUGGCGAUAGCAAAGUAUUCCUUAAUGUCCCACCGCUCCGCUGUAUUAGCAUUACAUGGCAUAUGAUAUGCUCAAACUCAAGCCACAAGAGUUAGAUUAUAAAAAAAAAUUGUGAGUAAUGCGCAGUGUAUUCAAAAACUAAUUAUUUCAAUAAUUUUUUAAUAUUAAGUAGGAUAUCAAAUUACAUACAUUGCUAAAUGUAAUUGAAAUAUUGAAAUUAUAUUACUGAAGUACAUUCACAUAUUCUCUAUUAGGUUGGAAUGGCGAAUAUUUUCUAUUCUUUAAAAUUGAUCCCGAAAUUACUUUAUUUGAACUCUCAAGAUGCGCAUGUAUUGUAAUACAAUAUAUUACUACUUUAUAAUAUGCAUUAAUAUUGCUAGUCGCACGAUGUAAUCUAUUAGAUAACAAUCAUUUCUUUUUUUCAAUAGUAUUC